AUGCCUUCCCCAUCUCCUCCUCGCCAGGCAUCGCCAUUGCCAAUACCUUCUCCUCCCGACUCCAAAAGUCCCAAUCGCAGAACGUCCUUCGGGUUUCUGCAUCGAUCCAGGUCCAAAGAACCGAUCCAGAAUCGAAAAGCUUCGGGCGGUAAGAUUACCAAGAAACAUCAUGAACAAGCAAGGGAGGAAGAGUUGAGGCGGUUGAAAGAAGCUAGCUUGAUGCCUGGAGCCGUGCCUACGCUGCCUGUGCUGACCCCGUCCCCUCAGCUGCAGAGUUUUGUUGGAGAGGGUGCAACGCCGGAUAGAGCUGCUGGGAAGAACACGAACCAGUCAAUGGAGGCUCCCACUCGAACUGUGCCCGUACCUCCGAUUCCUAGGGUGUCUCAGAGCCCCGACCCAUAUACCAGGAGUGAAAGUAUAACCCACCGUGGUCGUUAUAGCUAUGCUGCUAGCGCAGUGAGCUCGAUUGAUAGUCCGAGAAGAGUCAGGAGACGGAAAGACCCAACGCCAUACAAUGUCUUGGUAGUUGGUGCUCGCAAUUCUGGCAAAACAUCUUUCAUCAACUUCCUUCGCAUAUCACUGGCCGCGAAGAAGCGCUUAAACCGGCCGGGUGAGAACCUCGAAACGCCAAUCGCAGGCAAGACCAAUAAGAGUUUUGUGCAUCACUACCUCGAAACGGAGAUCGACGGUGAACGUGUCGGCUUGACAUUGUGGGACUCGCAGGGCCUGGAAAAGAAUGUGGUGGAUCUUCAGCUUCGUGAGAUGAGCACUUUCAUUGAGAGCAAGUUUGAAGACACCUUUUCCGAGGAGAUGAAGGUCGUGCGUGCACCUGGUGUACAGGAUACUCACAUUCACUGCGUCUUUCUCAUUCUAGACCCUGUUCGUCUGGAUGCGAAUAUACAAGCCGCUCGUCAGCAUUCGUCGAUUGAGAAAACUGGAAAGAUCCGCAAUACGCCGGCGCGGAUCAUUGGUGCUCUUGACGAAGAUUUCGACCUUCAGGUGCUGCGUACUCUGCGCGGAAAGACCUCAGUCGUGCCAGUCAUCAGCAAAGCAGACACCAUCACUACAGCUCAUAUGGCGGUUCUGAAAGAUAUGGUCCACAAUGGCCUGAAAAUAGCGGGUCUUGAUCCAUUGGAAGCGCUAAGCUUCGACGAAGAGGAAGAGUUCGACGAAGAGGACAAUGCCAUCGUCGAAAAAUUUGACGAACGCGAUGAGGACGAAGAGAAUGCCAGGAAUAAAAGUACCAGCCCAGAUUCAGAGGAUGGCCGUGGCUCACCACAUACCUCAGACUCAGACACUGUUCCACAGGAUCAACCCACUCCAGUCGCACUACGACGCAGCAGCCAGCGAUAUAAAUCUGUGGCAACUAGUGGCACAUCUGAAGAAGGUCUUAUUGAUCCGCCAUAUCUCCCCUAUUCGAUCCUGUCACCUGAUGAAUACAGUCUGGCAUCUAAAGAUGGACGGGUUGGAAGAAAGUUUCCAUGGGGAUUUGCCGAUCCAUACGAUCCUGAGCAUUGCGAUUUUACCAAGUUGAAGGAGACGUGCUUCGGUGAAUGGAGAGCCGAGCUAAGGGAGGCAAGCAAAGAGAUCUGGUAUGAAAGAUGGAGAACGUCGCGUUUGAAUCGACAAGGCAUCAACGCAAACGGUACCGGCGCAGGCAGCAGGACCUCGAACGGCCUUUCGAAAGGAGUACCACGUUGA
Endocarpon pusillum Z07020 is the source of this 1701-nucleotide messenger RNA. RefSeq lists its product as uncharacterized. The transcript is spliced from 2 exons. Gene Ontology annotation, molecular function: GTP binding; molecular adaptor activity; GTPase activity. Bases 1 to 1701 code for a protein of 566 amino acids. NCBI's taxonomy places the organism in Eukaryota, Fungi, Ascomycota, Eurotiomycetes, Verrucariales, Verrucariaceae. Gene Ontology annotation, biological process: cytoskeleton-dependent cytokinesis. The record is from RefSeq and is a predicted model, not a curated record. Gene Ontology annotation, cellular component: cytosol; cell division site; microtubule cytoskeleton.